Psylliodes chrysocephalus is the source of this 1797-nucleotide messenger RNA. The record is from the annotation of a GenBank genome assembly. Lineage: Eukaryota; Metazoa; Arthropoda; Insecta; Coleoptera; Chrysomelidae.
AUGGAUAUAAAACAAGAACUUGUUGAUAUUCAAGAAGACGGUUUUGAAAUCAAGCCAGAUCUGGUUAAUGUUGAUGAACUUAAACAAGAACUGAUUGGAUACGAAGUGCCUAAAACUGAAAAGUUUUCUGAUUAUUUGCAACCAAAAAUUGACCAUGAUUUGGUGCUCGAACACUUACAAGUAUGCCCUACAAUCAUUGUUAAACAAGAGCUUGACAACAUUAGUGAAGAAUGUGGUCAGUCUCAAUUUAAAAAUGAACUUUUGACUACAGAUUGUGAUUUACCAACUUUGAAAAUUGAGAGUACUGAGUUUACGGAUUGUUUGAUAGAGCCUUGUGAGCAGAAGCAAGGUGAAAAUAUAUCAAAUCCCUUUAAAAAUAUCUUGAAUGUUUCAAAAAGGAGGAAGCAGUACCCUUGUCCUGUCUGUCGAACAUAUUUCUCUUCUUCCGGAUCAAGGUCGAACCAUCUUGAUGGACAUUUUCGAAAAUACUUCGUAGUUUGUAUGUAUUGUGGAAAAUUAAUAACAAAAAAUGUAAUUUUCCGCCAUUAUUUUGUUCAUCGAGUGAAAAAUAAAAAUAGAAAAAAAACUCAGACAAUCAAUGAAGAAAAUGUAAUUGACACUAACGAGAAAUCAUUUAAGUGCGAUAUUUGUUUAAAAGGAUUUAAUCGAAAAUCCAACUUACAACGCCAUUUAAUAAUUCACAGAACUGGAAAACCAUUUAUUAGUUCCAUAAAAUAUGAAGUAAAAUCAAAGUUACAGAGACAAUUAAUAAUUCACUAUAAUCAAAAAUCGUUCAAAUGCGACAUUUGUUUCAAAGAAUUUAUUAGGGAAAGUAACUUACAGAAACAUUUAGUAACACACACUAAUGAAGAGCCAUUUAAAUGUGACGUGUGCUCUAAAGAAUUUCAACGGAACUCUAUCUUGCAGCGACAUUUACUAAUUCAUUCUAAUGAAAAACCAUUUAGAUGUGAUAUUUGUUUCAAAGAAUUUAAUCAGAAAUCUUACUUACAACAACAUUUACUAAUUCAUACUAAUACAAAACCUUACCAAUGUGACAUUUGUUGCAAACAAUUUAAUCAGAAAUCUUACUUACAAAAACAUAUUUUAAUUACUCACACUAAUGAAAAACGGUUCAAAUGUGACGUUUGUUCUAAAGAAUUUAAACGGAACUCGAUCUUACAAUUACAUUUACCAACUCAUUCUAAUGAAAAACCAUUUAAAUGUGACAUUUGUUUCAAAGAAUUUAAACGAAAAUGUUCUCUAUUGACUCAUUCAUUGAUUCAUUCUACACAAAAACCAUUCCAGUGUGAUAUUUGUUCCAAAGAAUUUAAACGAAAGUCUGAUUUACAGACACACUUAAAAAUUCACACUGAAGAAAAACAAUUCAAAUGUGACAUUUGUUCUAAAGAAUUUAAUCGAAAAACUCACUUGAAGAGGCAUUUAUUAAUUCAUGGUGGUGAGAAACCAUUUAAAUGUGACAUAUGUUCCAAAGGAUUUACUGAGAAAUGUCGGUUGCAGACUCAUUUGGUCACUCACACCGAUGAAAAACCAUUUAAAUGUAACAUUUGUUAUAAUGGAUUUAUUCAUAAAUUUAGCUUACAGCAACAUAUGAUUAUUCACAGUGGUCAAAAAUCAUUCAAGUGUGAAAUUUGUUCCAAAAAAUUUACUCUUAAAUCUCACUUACAGCUUCAUUUAAUAAGUCACAGUGCUGAGCAUCCAUUUAAGUGUGACAUUUGUUGUAAAGAAUUUAAACGAAAAUUUAAUUUACAACAACAUUUAUUAAUUCAUUCUAAAUAA